AUGUCUCGCGCAGGUCCAGAAACAUCAAAACGGCUACAGGCCGACCCUUCAUGCAUUAGAAAUAUUUGCAUUUUAGCACAUGUUGAUCAUGGUAAGACAUCGUUGUCAGACUCCCUUUUAGCAUCUAACGGCAUCAUAUCUCAGAAACUAGCAGGGAGAGUUAGAUACCUAGACUCACGACCUGAUGAACAGCUAAGAGGUAUUACCAUGGAAUCAAGUGCCAUUUCUUUAUAUUUCAGAGUACUGCACAAGCAAGAAAGUUCAGAUGAACCACUGGUGAACGAACAUUUGAUUAAUUUAAUCGACUCUCCAGGUCACAUUGAUUUUUCAAGUGAAGUCAGUGCUGCAUCGCGUUUGUGUGAUGGUGCUGUUGUUUUGGUAGAUGUAGUGGAAGGUGUGUGUUCCCAAACGGUCACUGUCUUACGUCAAUGCUGGAUUGAGAAGUUGAAACCAAUACUAGUGUUGAAUAAAAUCGAUAGAUUAAUUUCAGAGUGGCAGUUAACCCCUCAGGAGGCCUAUGCACAUUUAUCAAAAGUUAUUGAACAAGUGAAUUCAGUCAUUGGUUCCUUUUUUGCUGGUGAAAGAUCCUUAGAUGAUGAAUCAUGGAGAGAGAGGUUAGAACAGAAUAUCGAUGCAGAAUACGUUGAAAGGGAUGACUCUGACCUAUAUUUUAAUCCAAUGGAUAAUAACGUCAUAUUUGCCUCCGCUGUCGAUGGCUGGGGAUUUAAUAUAGGUAGAUUUGCCAAAUUUUACCAGGAGAAACUUGGAGCCAAACGUGAGAAUCUACAAAAAGUUCUUUGGGGCGACUUUUACAUGGAUCCAAAGACCAAGAAAAUUAUCAACCAAAAAGGCCUUAAAGGUAGAAAUCUUAAACCAUUGUUCGUCAGUUUGAUAUUAGACAAUAUUUGGAUGAUUUAUGACAAUAUUUUGAAUCAGCAUGAUCCCGACACUUUAACUAAGAUAACGAAUGCAUUGAAUAUAAAAAUACAACCCCGUGAUAUAAGAUCGAAGGAUUACAAGAAUUUACUUAGAACUAUAAUGGGUCAAUGGGUCCCAGUUAGCACAGCAGUUCUUCUCAGUGUUGUCGAAAAAUUACCUUCUCCUGUUGAUUCUCAACGCGAGAGAAUCGACACACUCCUUGGAAAUUCGGUUGGCUAUGAAUUGACCGAUAAAGAUUUGAUUGAAGGUGUUAGGAAAUGUGAUAAAAUAGCACCGGUAUGCGCAUAUGUCUCUAAAAUGCUCUCGAUACCAAAAGACGAAUUACCCCUUCAGGCAGCAGGUGGCCCAUUAUCUAUAGAUGCAGUAAUUGCAAGAAGCAGGAAGGCACGUGAGGAAGCCAUGAAGGCGGCAAAACAAGCUGAAAUGUUGGAUACAAUGAAGAAAAAGAGCCUUGACCAAGAUGAAACUCACAAACAAAAUAAAGAUGAUGCUUUCGAAAGAGUUUUCGACUCAACCGUUACCCCAGAUAUUGAUGUUAUUAAAGCCAAUGCUAUCAAAUCUAAGCAAGCUGUGAGAAACACUGAAAACGAUGAGAUAACAGUAGUAACAGAGGCAGCCCCCAAGUUUGAUUUGGGGAUCGAUUUCGAUUAUGAAGAUGAAGAAGCCGAAGCUAAUAUCGACACAUCUGAGGGCGGACUUGCCGAUUUCAUUCCUCAAGAUAUCGAUCCUAACGAUCCACUAGCUUCGAUGUUUGAAUAUGAAGAAGAAGAUCCUUUUGCAUCUGAAUCAGAAACUGUGGAAGACCUGAAUGCAGAUGCGGCAUCUGUCGACGAGUUCACUCUGGAAGACUCAAAUGAAAUCCUCAUUGGAUUUACCAGACUAUAUAGCGGCACGUUGAAAGUUGGUCAGCAGAUUUCUGUGCUUGGCCCCAAAUACAACCCUUCAAACCCGACAGAACAUAUAGAAACUGCGGAAAUAUCAAGCUUAUAUCUAUUUAUGGGCAGAGAUUUGGUUCCUUUGGAUGAAUGUCCUGCUGGAAAUAUUGUGGGAGUCGGCGGUCUAGCAGGUAAGCUUCUAAAAAAUGGUACGCUUAUUGAAUGUGGCGUUUCAGGUGUCAAUCUUGCAGGCCUAAAUUUACAUAGUCAACCUAUUGUUAGAGUUGCAUUGGAGCCUGUCAACCCCACACAUAUGAACCGCUUGGUCCACGGAUUGCAGCUAUUAAAUCAAGCGGAUCCCUGUGUAGAGACCUAUAUGACCGAUAACGGUGAGCAUGUUUUAUGCACAGCAGGUGAACUACAUCUUGAACGGUGUUUGAAGGACUUGAAAGAAAGGUUUGCUGGCAUUGAAAUUACUAGUUCAGAACCUGUUAUUCCAUACAAAGAAACUUUUGUAGCUAUACCUGAAAUGAAUCCGGCGAAAAAUGCAGAACUUGGCAGAGGAUAUACUCAAGGAUUUUUAGCAAACUACAGAUUAAGAUUUAGAGCGUUACCAUUACCAUCUAGUGUUAUCAAGUUUUUACUAGACAAUGAGCAUACACUAAAUGAAGUUAUGGAUAAAACGGUGGAUUCUACCCAGAAGAGUGAUAAAAGAAGCUCAUUGAUAAGUCAGUUAAAAAGUUUGUUUAAAGAGCAUGUUGAACACAGUGAUUCUACUGAAUGGAAUGAUACUUUUGAGAAAUGCGUGAACGAGAUUGCUGUUUUUGGACCUAAGUUUUCUGGACCUAACAUCCUUGUUGAUCUCACUGACAGCGUCCGCAAAUUUGAUGGCAGAUCAGGCAAGUUUGCAUAUGAGUAUUCCAUUAUUAACGGUUUCCAGCUAUCUGUUAGCGAGGGACCCUUAGCGAAGGAGCCCGUCCAAGGUAUGUGCAUUGUACUAGAGGAGAUAAAAGAAAUGACUGAAGCAGAAAUGGAUAUGAUCACAGAGGUGGGAUACCAACGUUCAAUUCCUAACUUUGCCGGUAGAUUAAUAACUAAAACAAGAGAUCUUGUACAUGAGUCCAUGAUGGACUGGUCUCCAAGAUUGAUGUGGGCGAUGUACACAUGUGAUAUCCAGGCAUCAGUUGAAGUUCUCGGUAAGGUUUAUGCUGUGGUCCAACAGCGUAGAGGUAGAAUUACGUCAGAAGAGUUGAAAGAGGGUACACCGUUUUUCCAAAUUGAAGCCCGUAUUCCAGUUGUCGAAGCAUUUGGGUUUAGUGAAGAUAUUAGAAAGAAAACCUCAGGUGCAGCCCAGCCUCAACUAGUCUUUGCCGGAUUUGAGAGUAUCGAUUUAGAUCCAUUCUGGGUACCCAAAACUGAGGAAGAGCUAGAAGAGAUGGGUGAGAUUGCAGAUAAGGAAAACAUCGCCAGAAAGUACAUGAACGACAUCAGGCGUAAGAAAGGUUUAUUUGUUGAUGAAAAGGUUAUUCAAAAUGCGGAGAAACAAAGAACAUUAAAGCGUAAUUGA
This is a messenger RNA of Kluyveromyces lactis, 3381 nucleotides long. RefSeq names its product GTPase RIA1 (gene RIA1). Gene Ontology annotation, molecular function: ribosome binding; GTP binding; GTPase activity. The transcript has a single exon. Lineage: Eukaryota; Fungi; Ascomycota; Saccharomycetes; Saccharomycetales; Saccharomycetaceae. The record is from RefSeq and is a predicted model, not a curated record. Bases 1 to 3381 code for a protein of 1126 amino acids. Gene Ontology annotation, cellular component: cytosol; ribonucleoprotein complex. Gene Ontology annotation, biological process: cytosolic ribosome assembly.